AUGGCCGACGACGUCGAUUCGGUCGUCAAGGGAGCCCCUGCGCCUGGAAAGCAUGCAUCCGAUAAUGUCGGGGGCACGAGCGGUGUUACGACCAACAAUGGCAAGCACGGCGACCCGCUGAGCCACACCCCAAGCUCCCCCUCCAUGAUCUACCUCAACCUCCUCGUCCUCGAAGCUUCUCUACGCGCCCAGUACCUCGAGCUGCGUGCUCGACGCCGCCACCAUACCUUCUUCUUUGCCAUACUGUCACUGUGGAUCGGCGGAUUCGGCUAUGCCCUGUUCUUUGCGCCACGCGAGGACGGUGUUGGCGUAGGAGGGUCUGUGUACUGGGGCGUUGAGACGAUUGAGAAGCUCUGCUUUAUGGGGGGCAUCAUGACCGCUAUUCUGGUCUGGGCCACCGGUAUCUGGGAUCGCGGUAUCCGCUGGCCCAGACGCUGGUUCGCCAUUUCUAAUCGUGGCCUCCGCGGCUUCAAUGCGAAGCUCGUCAUCAUACGAAGGCCUCUGUGGGCCGAAGUUGGCUCUACUGUCGGCUUCUUCCUGACCUAUGGUCUUUUCUCCCACACGGCCAGUUCGUCUUAUCGCUACAUCGAUCCCUCAAUUCUGCGUGCCACCUGGGGCAUAUUUUGGUGGUUGCCUUGGCAUCGUACGGAUACUGGCCGCCCACGCUCCUCGACAACCCUUCAAAGCCGGAAUCGCGAUCAGGAUCAUGACCCCGAGAAGCUCCAUCCUCGAACUGCAGCCCUUGAGAAGCAGCACCGGCGCCGCGGUAGUAGCGUGCGCCGGCGCAGCUCGACCAGCUCUUCUCGCAGCCCUCUGCCGGCCGAUGGCGAGGAUGCGCCCGUCAGUCGCAAAGCCAGCACGGCCUCUAAUGCUUCGGACAAGAAGAGACGGAACAAGCUUUCGACGAGCUCCAAGCCCAAGCGACCCAACGUGGAAUCGAGGUCGGUGACACCGGACAUCCCAUCACCCCUGGCACGGGAGAGCAGCGUUGCUAGCGACGUGACAUCAUCGGAUGUGGGAGGAGAGCGGAUGCUGCGAAGCUCGUCGUCCAAGUCCAGCGUGGGCACGGGCCGGGAUUCCAAAUUGAGCGAAGCGUGA
Molecule: messenger RNA, 1098 nt
Organism: Verticillium alfalfae VaMs.102
Lineage: Eukaryota; Fungi; Ascomycota; Sordariomycetes; Glomerellales; Plectosphaerellaceae
Exons: 2
Coding region: 1-1098 (365 amino acids)
Biological process (GO): nuclear envelope organization
Cellular component (GO): Nem1-Spo7 phosphatase complex
Molecular function (GO): protein phosphatase regulator activity; phosphoprotein phosphatase activity
Source: RefSeq, a predicted model, not a curated record